GGCUUACCGGAUCUGGUGCUUCCGGCGGCUUUUCAGGGCCGCGCAAUGGAGUCUCACGGGCUCCGCCGUGUUCUGGUGCUAGCCUUUUGCGUCGCCGGUAUUUGGUCGGCUUACAUUUACCAAGGCGUCCUUCAAGAGACUGUGUCCACCAAGAGAUUUGGUCCAGACAAGCAGAGGUUUGAACACCUCGCAUUCCUGAAUCUGGCGCAAAAUGUAGUUUGUUUAAUCUGGUCAUUUAUCAUGAUAAAGCUCUGGUCCAGCAGUAGUAGUGGGGGUGCUCCAUGGUGGAGUUACUGGAGUGCUGGCAUUACAAAUACAAUUGGCCCUGCCAUGGGGAUUGAAGCCUUAAAGUACAUAAGUUACCCAGCCCAGGUCCUUGCUAAAUCUUCAAAAAUGAUACCGGUGAUGCUGAUGGGCGCAUUAGUUUAUGGUAUUCGAUACACUUUUCCUGAGUAUGUCUGUACUCUUCUUGUUGCUGGUGGUGUUUCUGCCUUUGCUCUUUCAAAGACUAGCUCAAAGACCAUAAGCAAGCUGGCACACCCAAAUGCUCCUCUUGGAUACGGACUGUGUUUUCUUAAUCUUGCAUUUGAUGGAUUUACGAAUGCUACUCAGGAUUCACUUACAGCAAGGUACCCAAAAACAAGUGCCUGGGACAUCAUGUUGGGUAUGAACUUGUGGGGUACCAUUUACAAUACGGCCUUCAUGUUUGGGUGGCCGAGCGCCAGUGGAUACGAGGCUGUUAAAUUUUGCAAGCAGCAUCCGGAGGCAGCAUGGGACAUUUUCCUCUACUGUUUAUGCGGUGCAGUGGGCCAGAAUUUCAUUUUUCUUACCAUUAGUCGAUUCGGUUCCCUUACUAACACUACCAUCACAACAACACGCAAGUUCGUCAGCAUAGUAGUCUCUUCGCUGCUGAGUGGAAACCCUCUUUCUCAAAAGCAAUGGGGAAGCGUUAUCAUGGUUUUUUCCGGGUUGUCAUACCAGAUCUACCUCAAGUGGAGGAAAUUGCAGAGGUCGCAGAAGAAGAGGAAGCCCAUGUGAAGGAAGACGAGAGCUUUGCUGUGUUAUUAUUGAAACUUACUAUUUACCUUAAUUCUUCAAUUCUCGUCUAUAGCAUUUGUAUAACCGUAAGGUUCAUUUUUAACUUUUUGAAUAUAGAGGCUUGUAAGGUUACAGAACUUAAUUCAAAUUUACAUGUAGUAGUGAAGUUUUGAGGUGCCAUCUGAACUACUUAGUGUUAGUGAAUAUCAGUGCCGUUUGGUUCAACUGACAUUUGAUAAUUUUAUAUGUUUUUGGUA
Messenger RNA from Diospyros lotus (date-plum), 1295 nucleotides. Its product is annotated as UDP-galactose/UDP-glucose transporter 3. Gene Ontology annotation, molecular function: UDP-galactose transmembrane transporter activity; UDP-glucose transmembrane transporter activity. The record is from RefSeq and is a predicted model, not a curated record. Gene Ontology annotation, cellular component: Golgi membrane; endoplasmic reticulum membrane. Gene Ontology annotation, biological process: UDP-galactose transmembrane transport. The coding region runs from base 46 to 1038 and encodes 330 amino acids. NCBI's taxonomy places the organism in Eukaryota, Viridiplantae, Streptophyta, Magnoliopsida, Ericales, Ebenaceae. The transcript is spliced from 7 exons.